AUGGCGGCCAGACGUGUUAUGGCGAUCUCCGAUAUUAUUGCACCAUUAUUUGAUAAAUCUCGUAAAGAAAUAGUUAAUUCAUCAACUAUCGGUAUUGAUUUUCUUGGUAAUGCUUUAAGCAACGAUCUUAUUUACGAGGGCACACGUUUGAAAUGGUGCAAUGACUUAGACUCUCAGGCGUUUGUUGCCGAAGUGCUUGACCUAAACGGGAAAUGGUGUUCUCCUGGAGGUGGGUCUGAAAGGUUCACAAGCUCCAAUGCGGAACUAACUUUGACGUGGUAUUCAGGCAAGCAAAACACUUUAUUAUUUCAAGGCAAAGAUGGCAACCUAAUUCGGGAUGGAUGUGUCAAAUUCUGUCAGACACGGGACGGUGUUAUGAAGUCGAGUUGUAAACAAGUGCAAGCCCUGUCGAAAAAUUCAGAGUUACAGCGGGAUCUCAUUGCUCCAAAUAUUUUGGAAUCUGAGCCUACAUCUAUAUCGAGACCGGCCAACCAAGUUGAUGUUGCAUCACAGGUAUGUCUAGACAUUAUAGGAGAUAAUUCCAACUAUUUGUCGAACUGUCGCUGUUCGUGUGGCGUUCUAGCUGCUGACGUUGAGGGAGUUAAAUUAGAUAUUACUAUCCUAUCUAACAGAAUCGAUUCGAUUGCAAAUGCUAAUACUGAAUAUUCUCACAAAGAUAAAGAAAUUGAUCGUCUUCGAAGUGAACUAUCGAUUGAGAAGGCGAGAUCUGAAAAGCUUGAAUCUGAGUUGAGUUUGUUUGUGAAAGAACGAUCCCUUGAAAUUGAAAAGUUGAAUCAGACUAUUGUUUCCCUAGAGAAUAAAAUAAUUGAGCAUGAUAAAUCUAAUGCCUCCCUAAAAUUAUUCAUUGACAUUGAUCAGCAGAGAAUUUCCAAACCUCAAAUCCCUGAGCAAAGUAAUUACAAACAAAGUGUAUCUCCAUUUGCUGCUCCAAUGAAUAAUAACAAUAGUAAGAUUAAUAAAAACACACUUAUGAACAAAAACAACAGAAAUGGUCACCGAAACAAUGGUCAUCAUAACAACAGUGGGUUAAAUCAAUGCAAAUCUCAAAACGUCAGUUUACAACCUUUCAUCUCUGUUCCUGUAAAUAAUGGGGACCCUGAAAGUGUGCCGUUUUACGAUACUAAUAGGGACUUACAAAACAAGGCACUACAAAUCAAUCAAAUUGCAAAUAUGCCCGAAAAGCAACCAAUAUCGGAUUGGAUUGGUUCCCUACCGUUAAUAGAGAUACCUAUCCAAGCGAAAAAUAACCAACAUAUUAAUAGAAAUACCUCGAACAAGCUUCCUUUUCCCAAGCGCCAUCGAACGAAACCACCAUCCUAUCGAACGGGCCAUCGCCACCAAUCCCUCGAAUGGCUGAGCCAUUUGGACAUUGUAUACCAACUGUGCAAGAGGUAGGAAACGUGACGACUAUGUCUAUUCCUACACGAAUUACUGCACGCAAAUCCCAACCAUUUUUUACAACUUACCAAAAUCACCAUAGACCUUGUGGCUCUGACAUACGAAAUAUGAAAAAUAUUGUCAUACACAAACCUAAUGCCUGUAUUACAAAGUCUGUAAUGUCUUCAACAUCAACUUUAAAAAUAGGAAACAAUUUUCAAAAUACUAGGCUCAAAAUCGCUCAUCUAAAUAUCCGCUCACUUAAAAGCAAUACACAUCUUACCCAACUCAGAGAUUUGGCGCGUAGAGAAAAUUUUGACAUUUUAACAAUAUCUGAAACAUGGCUAAACACCAGUGUUUCGUCUGCCGAAGUAAGGAUAGACGGAUAUAAUCUUUUCAGAUUGGAUCGUCUAAAUAAACGCGGCGGUGGUGUAUGCACGUACGUUCGCAAAGAACUUAAAUCAUCUGUUUUAAAAUCCUUAACUUUCAUUUCCGAAGAAAAUUUCCAUCAACUAUGGAUAAAUGUCCAGUGCCAGAAAUUUAAGUCGCUCAUAAUUUGUGUAGCCUACCGACCACCUGACUGUCCUCUGCACUGCUUUGAACAUACAUUAAAACCAAAUUUCAUGGAAGCUCUUGUAUUAAACAAAUCAAUCGUGAUCCUAGGUGAUCUAAAUUGUGAUGGAUUAAAGGAUAAUUGUGUAGAAUAUAAAAUUAUGGAUAGAUUUUUAAAUGAAAUGAACCUCACUCAACUUAUUAAAUCGCCAACGAGGAUCACUGAUGCAACUCAAUCAUUGCUAGAUGUUAUCCUAGUGUCGUCGAAGUCAAUAGUGUACCGAAGUGGAGUAUUGCUUACAUCAAUCAGUGACCAUCUACUUGUGUAUGCUGAACUUAAGAUUAAGUCUCCUAAGCAACCUUCGCAAUACAUUACAGCACGAAGCUUUAAAAAUUAUGUACCGAAUUAUUUUGCAGCUGAUCUUGCGGACAAAUCAGAUUGUCUCCUAUCUAUUUUUGACGGCGACGAUGUAAAUGCUAAACUAAACAUUCUUAACUAUGCGAUCCAGUCUACACUAGACGUUCAUGCUCCAAUUAAAACAAUUAACAUCCGUAACCGACCAUGCCCAUUUAUUACCCAAGACCUCAGAAACCUUACGAAAGAGAGAGAUCGAUUACAUCAACGAUUUCUACGUACGCGGGAUAUUAUAGACUGGGUCAAUUAUAAGAGCUACCGCAAUAAUGUGAAGAGAGAUCUUAAGAAGGCGGAGAAUGAGUAUAACUCUAAUGAAGUACGGCAACAUAAAGAUAAUCCGGGGUCUCUAUGGAAAAUAGUAAACCGUCUUAUACCAUCAAAAGGAAAAGAAAGACAAAUCUAUAAAGGAGACCAUAAAUCUCUUGCAAAUGAUUUCAAUCAGUUUUUUUCAUCGGUUGGUGAAAAUGCAGCAAGGGCGUCUUCUCAUCUAGCAGAUACUAACAACAUCAAUCUACGAGAAUCAAUCGAAUCAGUCGUUAUAACUGAAAUCGACCAAUUUAAGUUUAGAGCCGUAACUUGCCACGAAGUACGUCGAGUAGUUUUAUCGUUACCUCUCAAUAAAUCAUCUGGUCCGGAUAAGAUUAACCCACGGAUCAUAAAAGACUGUCUUCCGGUCAUUUUGGGUCCUUUAACGGAAAUUAUAAAUUGUUCCCUCCGUACUUCUACUUUUCCUCUGGCAUGGAAAAAGGCAGAACUUAUUCCUAUUCAUAAAGAAGGUGACCACGAAGUACCCUCAAAUAAUCGACCAGUUUCCCUUCUUGUAGUCGCAUCUAAAGUCUGUGAAAGAUUAGCUCUUGAGCAAUUUAGCUGUUACCUAACAAGCAACAACCGACUAUCCUCCCACCAAAGUGGAAAUAAAAAACUUACUCGACAGAGACAUUAA
Messenger RNA from Paramuricea clavata, 3308 nucleotides. NCBI's taxonomy places the organism in Eukaryota, Metazoa, Cnidaria, Anthozoa, Malacalcyonacea, Plexauridae. The record is from the annotation of a GenBank genome assembly.